This is a messenger RNA of Metarhizium brunneum ARSEF 3297, 1812 nucleotides long. It is a transcript of the gene alv-1, whose product is annotated as 5-aminolevulinate synthase. Gene Ontology annotation, molecular function: 5-aminolevulinate synthase activity; pyridoxal phosphate binding. The record is from RefSeq and is a predicted model, not a curated record. Lineage: Eukaryota; Fungi; Ascomycota; Sordariomycetes; Hypocreales; Clavicipitaceae. Gene Ontology annotation, cellular component: mitochondrion. Gene Ontology annotation, biological process: heme biosynthetic process.
AUGGAUAGCGUUCUCCGUCAGUCCAAGGCCAUGUGCCCUUUCCUCAAGGCCGCCUCGCCCGCCACUCUUCGGGCCUUGUCUACUUCGGCUCGCCCCAAGCCGUCUCCAUGCGGCGGCACCAUGUCCAAGCUUCAGGUCUUUGCUCACCGCUGCCCCGUCAUGGGAAAGGCCAUGGCCGUCCAGUCCGCCAGAAACGGAGUUGCUGUCGCUGCUGGACUUCGUGCCUUCUCUGGCCAGGCCAAGGUCAACAAGGCUCGUAUCCAUACCAGCCGCACCCAGGAGGCCCGCGCUGUUGACACCCCGAUUCUUGAGAAGCGUGAAAAUGGCUAUCUGGCCCACGGCCACACUGGAUCGGCUGGCAAGUUCAACUAUGAAGGGUUCUACACUUCCGAGCUGGACAAGAAGCACAAGGACAAGUCUUACAGAUACUUCAACAACAUCAAUCGUCUUGCCAAGGAGUUCCCCCGUGCCCACAUGGCCAACAAGGAGGACCGGGUUACGGUUUGGUGCGCCAAUGACUAUCUUGGCAUGGGCCGCAACCAGCGAGUGCUGAGCAAGAUGAAGGAGACUUUGGAUGAGUAUGGUGCUGGGGCUGGCGGUACUCGAAACAUUUCUGGCCACAACAGGCACGCUGUUGAACUGGAGGGCACCCUUUCCAAACUUCACGCCAAAGAGUCUGCCUUGGUCUUUAGCUCCUGCUACGUGGCCAAUGAUGCCACACUUGCGACCCUUGGGAGCAAGAUGCCUGAUUGUGUCAUCUUGUCCGAUAGUCUGAACCACGCGUCCAUUAUUCAGGGCAUCCGUCAUUCAGGCACCAAGAAGAUUGUGUUCAAGCACAAUGACGUUGCAGAUCUCGAGGCUAAGCUUGCAUCCCUGCCUCUUCACGUGCCAAAAAUCAUUGCUUUUGAAUCCGUGUACAGUAUGUGUGGCUCCAUUGGACCAAUUGAGCAAAUUUGCGACUUGGCAGACAAGUACGGCGCCAUCACAUUUUUGGACGAAGUGCAUGCCGUUGGCAUGUAUGGGCCUCAUGGAGCUGGCGUGGCUGAACAUCUGGACUGGGAAGCCCAUCAGAAGGGAUCGCCUCGAGGCACCAUCAUGGAUCGCGUUGAUAUCAUCACGGGCACUCUCGGCAAAGCUUACGGUUGCGUUGGGGGCUACAUUGCCGGCAGCUCUAAGCUGGUUGACAUGAUCCGAUCGCUGGCUCCAGGCUUCAUUUUCACCACCUCGCUUCCACCUGCCACCAUGGCUGGCGCCAAGACAUCCAUCGAGUAUCAGAUGGAGUACGCCGGUGAUCGUAAGCUGCAGCAAUUACAUACGCGUGCUGUCAAGGAAGAGCUCAACAAUCGGGAUAUUCCAGUCAUCCCGAACCCAUCUCACAUUAUUCCCAUUCUGGUGGGUAAUGCUGAGCUGGCCAAGGCAGCCUCCGAUAUGCUGCUCCAGGACUAUCAGAUCUAUGUACAGUCGAUCAACUACCCCACUGUUCCUGUUGGACAGGAACGGCUCCGCAUAACGCCCACGCCCGGUCAUACUAAGGAAUAUCGGGACGAGCUUGUCGAAGCCGUUGACCAGAUCUGGGGCCGCCUUGGAAUCAAGCGCACCUCAGAAUGGGCCGCAGCGGGGGGCUUCAUCGGAGUUGGUGAGCAGGGCAAGGUGGAGGAGCCUCUUUGGACAAACAAGCAGUUGGGUGUUGAGCAGGCAGCAAAGGAGAUGAUGGCUACGGGCCACGGCAACAAUGGAGGGGGGUUCACCGAGGCCCUGCUUGAGCGAGAGAUGAGCAAUACAGCGCGUACCGCUGGCGUCGCAGCUCACUGA